AGCUAUACCAUGGUGUAGAUUAUACUGUAGUAUUUAUACCCAGGUAUUGUAGUCUUGCUUACGGGGUGUUUCGAUAUGAUGUUUCUGCUCAGACUGAGGCUGCCGCUGGCUCGGCUUCAGACCCGUCUGUGUCACCAGAGUGUUUACAGCAGCCAUGCAAACCCUCGCAGAGUUGGAGUGGACAUUGGAGAGAAGAAACUUGAGAUCUCUUCUGGGAAGUUUGCCAGAUUUGCUGAUGGAUCCGCUGUAGUUCAGCUGGGGGAGACGUCUGUGAUGGUGACUGCUGUGAGCAAAACCAAACCCUCUCCGUCUCAGUUCAUGCCUCUUGUGGUGGACUACAGACAGAAAGCAGCAGCUGCUGGUCGAAUCCCCACCAACUAUUUGAGGCGAGAGUUGGGCACCACUGAUAAUGAGAUUCUCACUAGUAGACUCAUAGACAGGUCGAUUAGACCUCUUUUCCCUGCCGGUUACUUUUAUGACACCCAGAUCCUUUGUAACUUGCUAGCUGUUGAUGGUGUCAAUGAUCCAGAUGUGCUGGCUAUCAAUGCAGCUUCUGCUGCUCUGGCGCUGUCUGACAUCCCCUGGAAUGGACCUGUUGGUGCUGUUCGUGUGGGCAUGGUAGAUGGACAGUUGCUGAUCAACCCCACUCGGGCAGAGAUGACUUCCAGCAGUCUCAAUUUGAUUGUGGUGGGAGCCCCUAGCAGUCAAGUGGUGAUGAUCGAGGCGUCGGCUGAGAACGUGCUGCAGCAGGACUUCUGCCAUGCGGUGAAGGUGGGAGUCAAACACACCCAGCAGAUCAUACUGGCCAUCCAGCAGCUGAUGCGGGAGCAGAAAGUUACUAAGCGCACCCCGGUCAAAGUCUUCUCAGCCCCCGCUGACAUGGUGGAAUAUGUUCGCAGAUCAGCUUCAGACAGGAUCUAUGCCGUUUUCACAGAUUACACUCAUGAUAAGAUUUCUAGAGAUGAAGCCAUCAACAAAGUUCGACUAGAAACUGAAGAGGACGUAAAAGAAAAAUUUCCUCAAGCUGAGCCUUUUGAAGUCAUUGAGUCCUUCAACACUGUGAGCAAAGAAAUCUUCCGCAAUUUGGUGCUUAAUGAGUACAGAAGGUGUGAUGGGAGGGAGUUGACUGCGUUAAGGGACAUUUCUUGCAGCGUAGACCUCUUUAAACCGCUCCAUGGCUCAGCUCUGUUUCAGAGAGGACAAACACAGGUGCUGUGCAGUGUCACAUUUGAUUCACUGGAAUCCAGUAUCAAAGCAGAUAUCAUCACCACAGCUUUGAGUGGCAUCAAAGACAAAAACUUCAUGCUUCAUUAUGAAUUCCCUCCAUAUGCAACAAAUGAGGUUGGAAAGGUGGGAGGUAUAAACAGGAGAGAGCUCGGACAUGGCGCCCUGGCCGAGAAGGCUCUGAGACCAAUCAUUCCCAAAGACUUCCCUUUCACUAUCAGGGUCACUUCUGAGGUGUUGGAGUCAAAUGGAUCCUCAUCAAUGGCCUCAGCUUGUGGAGGCAGCCUUGCUCUCAUGGAUGCAGGUGUGCCCAUAUCUUCUGCUGUGGCAGGUGUCGCUGUUGGCCUCAUCUCUAAACCCAACCCAGAGAAACCUGCUGAGAUCCAGGAUUACAGAUUACUUACUGAUAUUCUGGGAAUUGAGGAUUACCUCGGAGACAUGGACUUCAAAUUGGCAGGAACAAACAAAGGCAUCACUGCUUUACAGGCUGACGUUAAGAUUCCAGGUUUGCCUCUGAAGUUGGUCAUGGAGGCUAUCCAGCAGGCCACAGUGGCAAAGAGGGAAAUCUUGGGCAUCAUGAACAAAUGUAUAGCAAAACCAAGAGAGACCAGGAAGGAAAAUGGACCUGUUGUUGAGAAUGUGCGGGUACCUGCCUCUAGACGAGCCCGCUUUGUCGGUCCAGGAGGCUAUAACCUUCGCCGGCUACAAGCUCAAACAGGUGUGACAAUAAGUCAGGUGGACGAGGAGACUUUCUCUGUGUUUGCUCCAACGCCAGGAGCCAUGAACGAAGCCCAAGAGUUCAUCAGUGAGAUCUGCAAAGACGACCAAGAAAUGCAGCUGGAGUUCGGUGCUAUCUAUACUGCAACCAUCACUGAAAUAAGGGACAUCGGGGUCAUGGUGAAACUCUAUCCCAAUAUGAGUGCUGUCCUGCUGCACAACUCACAGCUGGACCACAAACGGAUCAAACAUCCAAGUGCUUUGGGUUUAGACGUGGGACAGCAGAUACAGGUCAAAUUCUUUGGACGGGACCCAACAGACGGCAGAAUGAGACUUUCGCGGAAGGUGCUCCAGUCCCCUGCUGCAUCUGUCGUCAAGACUCUAAGCGAGAAACAGAGCAUCUCCAUGCAAUCAAGCAACCACACAACCAACACAGAUUUGUGACAUGACAACACAACAGGCCAACUUUUCUGGUUUUGUUACAAAACAGUCCUGCAGAGAAGAUCUCAUCAUAAACUGAAGCAGUGUCAUGCAGCUUUACCUUGUUGCUGUGGGUAUAUGGACAUGACUGAACUGCACUGGAGUGACCUGCAGCUUAGCUAAGUGUCCUGCUGACAUUGUGCUACAAUGAAUUUGGAGAAUCUGAGAAGAACACUUGGAUAAUAAUGGGAAGGAGACAUGUUUUAUAUAUAUAUAUAUAUAUAUAUAUAUAUAUUGUUCCAUUUUUAUGUUGUUUUGUUCUCUGAUUUUCCACCUCAGCUAGCCUUGACAGCAUCAAGCAGUAAGAAGAUGACAUUUCUUUCAGUUUCCCCCGACAGUCAUUGAACAGGCACAACACAGUCUAACAAUAGUUUUAUAAUUUACAUGUGUGACUAAUACUGCUACUUGUGGUAUACCACUUCCAUUUUUGGUGUCCACUGUGGUGGUGUGCCUUUUUGAGCUGCCAGGAUCAGGUCAUAGACAAAAAAAGUAGUAUAAGUGUACAGUUAUUAUUUUUUAUUAUUCCCUGUAUACUGUUUUUGUUGCCUUUAUAGAAUAUGUGAGUCAUCUGUAAAUAAAACAGUGCCGGGUUGCUUUGUAGCAUGAAAAUUCACUUCUGUUUCUAGAAAAAUCUAAACCACAAAGAACUAAACUUUAAUCAUUCUGAUGGGUAACAUUGUAAGAGAGGGACAACAAAGAGUUAAAUCUGAGUACCACAAUGUAGACAUUUUUGAGAGAAGGGUCCAAACAGCCAGUUGUAGUAAAAGUCUAAUUUUAGACUAUAAAUCACAGGGUACAAGAUAGAAUAAAGUAAAAACGGAUGGUAAGGAUCUAAUAAAAGAUAGAUAGUUAAGUACAGAAUUACCCACCCUGAGGCUUGCCUACUUGUCCCACCAAUGGAAGUAGAAAGACAGUUUGACAUGUAUAAGUUUUAGCCCCUCUCGAAUAAACAGAUGGUAAAAAGACUAUAUGUUUGUAGCACCUGGGAGAUGUACAGUACUAUAAUAGUCCUUUACUGAUGUCACAAGUUGCUGUGUCAUCAUCUGAUGCUACCUGGGUCUGGGGCCCCCUUGAUGAUGUAUGUGAUAGAACAUUUUUAACCAUAACCUUGUUCAACUACAGUGGCAGAAAUAUGCACCUAAGUAAAACCCUACAGGAGGGUGAAAAUUGAGAGAAUUGCAGUAAGUUAAGUGUUGUGAACUGGAAGUUUUUUUACUGGGUAAUGCGACAAAAAAACGGAGGACGUUAUAAGCUUUAUCGUCUACCACCCUGGUUACUUUGGGCGGGGAAAGUUUCUUCCCCAAGCUCCUUCAUCAGCAUCUACUGCAGGAUUUGCAGGAAAUUGUGGAUGUGAUGUUUUAUAUCUGUACUAAUGAACAUGGACGGUGCUCAAAUAAUUUGUGUAUAUUUGAUUUGCUGGUAAGUGCCUGAAAAAGCUAUCUGGUUUUAGAAAUUAAUUAAUUAAUUGAUUAAUUUAAAAAUGUCAAAAGCAAUGUUAUAUUGUUAACCAUUAAGGUCCACUGGUUGUUAAAAUUGUGUAAUAGUUUACGGUAUUAUUAGCAUAGUGGAGUGGUGGAAUGUACUUUUACUCAAGUACUGUACUUAAAGACAGUUUUAAGGUACUUGUAAUUCAGUUGAGUAUUUUCACUUUAUGCUACUUGAUAUUUUGAUUCCACUAUUUCAGAGGGAAAUAUUGUAAUUUUUACUCCACUAUAUUUAUUUAACUGCUUUAGUUACUAGUGAUUUUUAAGAUUUCAAUUUAACAUAAAUGCCAUAGUGAUGAUCUUAUAAAUUAUAUUAUUAGACUAUAAAUUACACCUAUUCAAAAUUAAACCAGUGGUUCCCAAACUGUGUUUGCUUACCAAAAAAAAAAAAAUCAGUGUGAUUUUGUGUCACUUUCAUGUUUCAGAUGUCUGAGUUGUUUGCAGUUCAACCAAAGAGACAUUUCCCCUCAUGUGGUUCAAAUAAAUAAAAAAUCUGAUGUUGAAUA
Scomber scombrus (Atlantic mackerel) is the source of this 4411-nucleotide messenger RNA. RefSeq names its product polyribonucleotide nucleotidyltransferase 1, mitochondrial. Bases 76 to 2385 code for a protein of 769 amino acids. NCBI's taxonomy places the organism in Eukaryota, Metazoa, Chordata, Actinopteri, Scombriformes, Scombridae. Gene Ontology annotation, cellular component: cytosol; mitochondrion. Gene Ontology annotation, biological process: mitochondrial RNA 3'-end processing; mitochondrial mRNA catabolic process. Gene Ontology annotation, molecular function: polyribonucleotide nucleotidyltransferase activity; 3'-5'-RNA exonuclease activity; RNA binding. The transcript has 29 exons. The record is from RefSeq and is a predicted model, not a curated record.